UAAAAUCUUUUAACUUCUCGCAAUAAAUUUAUUUAAUUUUAGAUUCAAUAUUGUAUAUUUAUUAAUUGAUUAAUUGACAAUAAUAAUAUAUGAUUAAUAUUAACCACGCAUGCGUCGUUUCCAAGGUAAUAAAACUCAAAAUACUGAUCUCACCUGCUUCCUUAAAACACAUAGAAAAAAGAACAACAACAGCACGAUAUUUUUUUCUUCCUCUUUAUAUUGUUUAUAUAUUUUAUUAAUAAUUAAAAAAUAAUAUGAGUGACAGUGAAUUUUAUUUAUGCACAAGUGGAUCAAUUGAGUACGGUGAAUUUUAUGAUGCUGAUAAUGUUUAUUGCAAAUAUGGAUAUCAUUUUGGUUCUGAUUGGAGCAUUGUUGCGGGAAUUGAGGAAGGUCUGACACAAAUGUGUAAAUGCACAAAUGAUAUACGUCGUUUGGCAACUUGGAAUUUUCCCCUAAAUAUAUCUUUUAAAUCAACAACCCCUCAUGGCUGGCCACAGCUUGUGUUGUCAAUUUAUGGUCUUGAUAUAUUUGGUCAUGAUGUUAUUCAAGGAUACGGAGUUUGUCGGGUUCCAUUAACAUCUGGUCGUCAUGAAAAAAAAGUUGCUAUUUAUGUACCUGAAUCAUCAUCGUAUCUACAGCAAUUUGCUGCAUGGAUUUCAGGCAGAAGACCUGAAUUAAUUGAUCCACAAAUACUUGCCUCUGGUGAUGGAAGAGAAUUGACGAGAAUGAAGGGCCAAGGUACACUUACAAUUACCUUCAAUGUUGUGUUAAAAGAUUUUUCUAAAAUGGGAUAUGAUAACGGUGAAAAACGUAAUAAACAAUCAUUUUAAUUUACUAAAUAAUUCAUUAUAAAUUAUUGUGAAAAUGUGUUAUUUAUUUAUACAAUUUUUUAAUGAUCAUUAAAAAUAAUUAAUUACUUUGACAACAUGAAUAUUUAAAAUUAUUAAAAGUGUUAUAAAUUAGCUAAAUUAAUUUUUAAAAAAUUCAUAUAGUUAGAUAAAAGGCCGAUUAUAUAAAAAUAUUUACGGGAGGUGGUUGAGGAAUGGAUGAAGAUAAUGUGGAAAUUUUUCCAUAAUUUUCUACGCGAUCGGUAAGGGGUAGAUCGAGGUAAGUUUGGACAUAAACUCGUUUUUACUGGAAAUUUUUCAGGAAAUAAAUUUUUCAAGUUAGAUAAAGGGCCGAUUAUAUAAAAAUAUUUACGGGAGGUGGUUAAGGGAUAAAUAAAGAUAAUGUUGGAUUUUUUUCAUAAUUUUUACGCGAUCAGUAGGGGAUAGAUUAAGGUAAGUUUGGACAUAAACUCGUUUUUACUGGGAAUUUUUCAGGAAAUAAUUUUUUUCAAGUUAAAGGGCUGAUUAUAUAAUAAUAAUUACAGAAAAAGGUUCAGGGAUAAAUGAAGAUAAUGGGAAAAAAAUGAUUUCUUCAAAAAUUUCAUAAUAUCAGCUUCUAGUGAAUAAAAUAAUUAAAACAAAUAAAUUCAAUUUUAUUUAUUUUUAAUUUAGAGAAAAUUAAGCUUUAUUUAUCAUAGCUUGAUUAAAUAAAAAAUUCACAAAUUAAAUGAAAUAAAGAAAAAAAAAAUAGACGUUAUAAGUUUAUUUAAAUUUUUUUACAGCUUAUACUAAAAUCACUGAGUAAACUUAUAUUCUUUUGGAUAAAAAUGGUAAUAUAUUUCUCGUUGAAAUGUCAGUAAAAUUAAAAGAAAAAAAAAAAAAACCAGCUUUAUAAACCAACGAGCUGAAAAAUCCUUAGCCACUUUAAGCUACUUUUUUUAUCUCUUCAUAACAUCUAUGUUUAUCAAAAAGUUUUACAUAUUUUUGUGCUUUUUUAUAUAAUCUUUUCUGCAAAGAAAAAAAAAAAAAAAAAUGGUAAUAAUAAUAUUCACAAUAAUGAAAUAAAUAAGAUGAACAUUUUAAAAGUUGAAUUUACUUUGUAAAAAUUAACUAUACUUUUAUGUCUAUCAUUUUCAUAAAUCUCAAAAUUUAUAUUCUCCUUUGCCGUAAUUUCUGUCAUUUGUAUAUAAUUUUAAAUUUUAAAUUUCUAUAAAUAAUUUACAGAAUAUUUAUAUUAUUAAAAAUAUAUAUUUUUAAUAUUAAAAAAAAUUUUCUCAGGUCUUUAAUUAUAGUUUACUAAUUAUGCAAUAAUUACCAAUAAAACGUAAAUUUUUUUCAUAUAAAAAUCGAAAGAAAAAAGUAAAAUUAAAUUGAUAUAUUAACAUUGGAAUUACAAAAAAAAUUUGAUAUUUCAUUAAAUAAUAAAUCCUUCCACCAUUUGAUAUAAAUCUUUCUAUUAUUGAGAAAAAAAAUUUACAAGAUUUAUUCAUUCCCAAUCGAAAAAAGGCCUCAAUCAUCCAGCGUAAUAAAAUUCUUUCGAAUCAAAAAAAUUUAUCAUACAUUUUUAUUUUUUAUGAAUGAUAAAAUUUAACAAAAAAACUUGAAUGAAAAAAUCAACAAAUAAUGAAUUAUAUUGCUUGGUAUUUGAUCUAUUUAUUUUUUUAUAAAAGAUGUUUAUUUAAUUUAUCAUGUUCUUUUUUUUUUUCGAAGAAUAUUGUUAAUGAUUAUUGAGGAGACAAAGAGUUAAAAGUGUAUGACGUAUUUAUGAAAGAUAUUUAAUGUUACUACGUGUUUGAAGAUAAAAUUCAAUAAAAUAUUUUUAAUAUUCGUCAUGUAUUAAAUAAACAAUUAUUCAUGAUAAAAAUUGUAAUAUUUUAUGGUACAAUUUAAAAUAUGUCAUUUUGAUUUAUUAAUAAUAUCUGUGAUAAAUUUUUCUUUUUUUUUAAUAUGAUAUUUAAUUUAAAACAGCUGUUUAUAUAGUUCUUUAAAUUACUUGAGUGUUUUUGUUAAUUACUUGGUAUCUAUGAUGUAAAUUAUUUUUUUAAAAGAUUUUAAAUUAUCAAUAAUUCAAAUUUUAUUUGAUCUAUCAUCAACUUUUAAUUUAUUAGUUUGAAUAACAAUAAAAUUACUCUAAGUUGACAAUAAAAUUUUUUUUUAUUGUGUAAACUUUUAAGUAUAUAAUUUUUAUUAUUAAAUUUAUUUAUAAUGAUGAAAUUCAACAAGUUAAAAUUUAAAUUUUGAAUAAGAAAAAAUUGUAAAUUUAAUUUAUAACUUUUAAUGAGAUAUUGAAGUUAAUAAUAUAGUUGGUGCUUAACUCUAUCUUUACAAUAAUUUUUUGAAUAAAUAUUAUAAUAUAUUUAUAUAAUUAUUAAUUUAUAAAAUUAUAUAAAUCAAAAUAAGAAAAAUAACUGCAAAAUUAAGAAGAAAGUUUGAAGUAUAUUUUUAACUGUCUCAUAUAGUUGUCCAAUUAUUUAAUUGACAGUUUUAAUCAUGAAAAAUAAAGGAGAAAAAAAAAAAA
Molecule: messenger RNA, 3345 nt
Organism: Aphidius gifuensis
Lineage: Eukaryota; Metazoa; Arthropoda; Insecta; Hymenoptera; Braconidae
Product: B9 domain-containing protein 1-like
Exons: 5
Coding region: 255-830 (191 amino acids)
Biological process (GO): cilium assembly
Cellular component (GO): MKS complex
Source: RefSeq, a predicted model, not a curated record